CGGAGUGCCUUCUCCGCGUCCAUCCGCCGGACAUGGGCCCCGUCGAUGCAGCCACCCUCAAGGCCUUCACGCCCGGCAAGACCAUCACUCCGGGGCUGCUCAAGGUUCUCGAGGAGGUUGCGACGACUGGCAAGAGCAGGUACGAAUGGGCUCUGCUCAAGCCGCUGCUCGCGGCCAAAAUCGAGGCGGUGUGCAACGAGUACAACGAGGGCUGCGCUGACGUGCCGGGUCCCAACGGCGGAGAGAGCUUCGAGAGCGUGCUGCGGCGGCUGGUCGCGCUGCUGGACGAGUUCAGCGAGACGCCGUUCACGGCGCAGCGGCUGACCGAGCUGUUGCUCAACCCGCGUCACAUCUACCCGACGAGCACGCGCAAGCUGAUGAACGCGCUGGAGAAGAUGCUGACCGUCUCCUCGACCAUACCCGUCAUGGUCCUCGCCGCCGCCGCAGACGGCUCAUACCAGCAGGCGGCGGAGCACGAGCUUGCAAAGCUCGCCACCGGCGAACAAGGGGGCGGAGGCGAGCCGAUGGAGGUGUCGUGACGCAUGGCCGGGCACUCGUUGCCGGAUCGCGCUCUCGGGGUUCCAAGCGCCGAAUCGUGGGAGGAUGCAUGGCGGAAGAUGUAUCGGAACUGACUAACACAGCGCCAGUGGUCUGUGGCUAGAGAAUAGCGCGCUGCGGCGUACGAGCCAUGGAGGGGGGGACGUAUCGGGACUGUCUACGUGGGGUGUACGCGACCGAGGGGGGGGGG
Emiliania huxleyi CCMP1516 is the source of this 748-nucleotide messenger RNA. RefSeq lists its product as hypothetical. Gene Ontology annotation, cellular component: nucleus; protein phosphatase 4 complex; cytoplasm. NCBI's taxonomy places the organism in Eukaryota, Haptophyta, Isochrysidales, Noelaerhabdaceae. The transcript is spliced from 5 exons. The coding region runs from base 33 to 539 and encodes 168 amino acids. Gene Ontology annotation, molecular function: protein phosphatase regulator activity. Gene Ontology annotation, biological process: protein dephosphorylation. The record is from RefSeq and is a predicted model, not a curated record.